AGAUCCACUGAUGACCUCACAACUUUCCAGGCUUUGUUUGUCCGGAGCAGCCGCUGAUCCGCAGACGGACCCCGGAGAGCAGCGGACGCCGAGCUACAGCCCCUUCUUUCGGACUCAUCUGCAGCAGCCAUGCCGUCCGACAGACCUUUCAAGCAGCGGAGGACCUUCGCCGAUCGGUGCAAAGAGGUGCAGCAGAUCCGGGAGCAGCAUCCCAACAAGAUUCCCGUGAUCAUCGAGCGGUACAAGGGGGAGAAACAGCUUCCUGUUCUGGACAAGACCAAGUUCCUGGUUCCUGAUCACGUCAACAUGAGUGAGCUGGUGAAGAUCAUCAGGCGUCGGCUGCAGCUGAACCCCACCCAGGCCUUCUUCCUGCUGGUCAACCAGCACAGCAUGGUGUCCGUGUCCACCCCCAUCUCUGAGAUCUAUGAGCAGGAGCGGGACGAGGACGGCUUCCUCUACAUGGUGUACGCCUCGCAGGAGACCUUCGGCUGCUAGGGAGGAAGAGGAGGAGGAAGAGAAGGAUGGGAUGUCCUCUCCACCUUCAGACUCUUUAGUUUAUUCAGUUCAUUCAACACAAGCUGCAGACGGCUGCAGAGUGCGCUCUGCUGUUUCUCCACACACAGGCAGAGAGCUCUUAUUUUGAAAGACCACAAACUGACCAAUCACGUUAGAGAAUGUAAAGGCGUCGUCUCAAACACUAAACAUGCAUUUCUGGCUCAUUUUAACCCCUUUUAACUGAACUCUUAGUUUUAUUUACAGCCAACAUGGAGCUUAACCUUUGACCCCGAUGUGCAAUAUUUCCGCCCUCACUCAGCUGUAAGCACAACAUCCCAGCUUCUAGCGCCGUAGGUUCCCAGGAGCAGCGAAAGCCUCGCGCUGCAUUCAGGGCCGGACGUAGUUCUUAGUGUUCAGAGCAGAGUGACGCUGCAGCUUCAGGGAGGAGGAGAAGGAGCCACUGUUAGAGGACAGGAGGGCGGCGCCUCCUGCUGGUCAGUAGAAACACUACAACGUUCAACAGAGAAAUCGGUUUAGUGUAGGAACUGAAUGAGCUUUUUGUUUUGCACAUAAAUCAGUAAAAUGAGGCUCGUUUCUUUUAGGUUGUUUGUAAUAAUCAUCUUUUUUUGUACUUCUCCCAGUCUGCCUUCUUUAGCAGGAAUUUAUAGAAAACGUUUGGUUCUGCACUACAAACCCUGCAUGUUUUCACUUUUUUAUAGAAAUGUUAACAGAUUUUAUGCCAUAAAUAAUUGUUUUCUUUUAACUAUUAAAGUCUUUAUUAGAUGUUUUUUUUUUUUCAAACCAAAAACAUUAACAUAUGUAUGUAAAGCAAAGUGUGCGUCAUAUAAUCAACCUGUAUCACCGUGUUUUUCUCUAGGCUUCCACCAGGUGUCGCUGUUUUCAGCUGGUGUACAUAGAUGCAUUGCUGCGAGUUGACUCAGAGCGUUUGCCAGUAAAUAAAAACAUAGAAACUUUG
Molecule: messenger RNA, 1471 nt
Organism: Xiphophorus hellerii (green swordtail)
Lineage: Eukaryota; Metazoa; Chordata; Actinopteri; Cyprinodontiformes; Poeciliidae
Gene: map1lc3a
Product: microtubule-associated protein 1 light chain 3 alpha
Exons: 4
Coding region: 130-495 (121 amino acids)
Source: RefSeq, a predicted model, not a curated record